Molecule: messenger RNA, 2559 nt
Organism: Siniperca chuatsi (mandarin fish)
Lineage: Eukaryota; Metazoa; Chordata; Actinopteri; Centrarchiformes; Sinipercidae
Exons: 5
Coding region: 541-1398 (285 amino acids)
Source: RefSeq, a predicted model, not a curated record
AGCACUCUGUGUGUUCGUGGAGCUGGUGUGUGCAUUUGGCUGUGUGUAUGUGUAUGUGUGCGUGUGUGCGUGUGUGCGUGUCUGAAUGCGAACAAGUUGACAUUAUUUUUAAUUUUCCAAACAUCUUUGAAUUAAGCUCUGGAAGUAAGCCGGAGUUACGGUGAGUGAGCCAUCUUUCAGAGCCGUCCAAGGAAAAGAAAAAUACUUUCCACAACAACGAGAAUCUAAUGAACUCGAAAAUAACAAGUUUGCUACGUACAGCCUUUGAAAACAAGCCACAUGUACGCAGUUUAUCGAAUUUCGGUGUAUCAUUUUUUCGACACUAGCUAACUUGAAGCUAGAGUGUGCAGCUGCUGACGCUUUUGUUUUUUGGUGUUUGGCAGUUUGCAGUCAAGUGAUAGUCCCGUGUGCCUCUUCUUUUAAAUGUGUAAAGUCGCUCAUUUUAGCUAAUGAAGUUAUAGUGACCGUCACGUAAGAGACAGUAAUAAAAACGUAAUUGUGGGGGAUAAGCCAUAAACCACUCAGAAAAAAAAAAAAAAAAUGCUAAAGACGCUGACGAAGAAGCUAAGAAGACAUUCACUCAACGAGAUACAUCCUUUCCAACUGAAGAUUUCUUACCAUGGCAGUGGAGAGGGAGGGGAGAGUGAUGACUCUGAGGGGGAGAACCAGGAGCUUGCACAGAUUGACAGAGAGAGACGGAGAAAUUGUGCCCUCACCCCCUUGGCCACAAGCCAGCAGCACAACCAGGGUCCCCUCUCUCCAGCCCGGUUACGCCGCCUCCGCCUCCUUUUAGAUGCCAAUCUGGAUCGCCACUCUUCAGAGGAAGAGCUCGAGCGAAUCAGCUGCGGUGACAACAGGAAGUGGAUGUCAGCGCUUCCCCAGCGCCACAGCGAUCACCACAGCAGCGCCUCCAGCGACGAGGAGGUGCGGGACCUCUGUGGCUGUGGGUCACCGGCUGCCUCUGCCAGGCCGCUGGUUGAGCCGGGUGCUUGCCUGGCUGCCUCCCCCAGCCCUGUACUCUUCAGCUCCAGCCCACCACGUAGCCUCAAGCCACCCCCCAUGCGCUUUCAGCUGCAGGUGGUGCAGCCAGUGGUACGGCCCAUCAUUUUGACCCACUUCGACCAGUCAGCACCUUACAGAAAGUAUCGACACAGUUACAGCGGGGAGCCUGGGAGGCCCAGUCUGGACCUGGAGAAAAUGCAACAGAAAAUGCUGCUGAAAAAGAACUGCGGAGGGAAAACGCGGACCAUAAAGAUUCGUGUGAAAUCUGACAGGCAGUCGUCCUCCGCCCAGGUACACCUACGAUCCGUCCAUCUUCGCCUUCCGCUCCUUGAGCACAGUGCCCCCCUGCAGCCCCCUGACCCCGUCCGAGGAUCCUCCCUGCUCAUAAGGAAAUGAAUCCACCCCCAGAUAAUCCUCUCCCUCCUCUCUUCAUUCCAACGGCUGCUUUUUUUGUGGCUUCUGCAGCAAGACCAAGGAGUGAUUGUUAGGAAACUGACCGCUAGAAAGACGUUUGUUUGAUGGGCGAACUGUUGCACACUCAGGUAAUCCCACCCUGUAACGCUGUCACUUUGAUCAUUGUUCUCCACAUGAAAUCAACAGGAACAUUUUGAGAAUAAAAUGGCCUAAACACAACAUUUCUAAGGAUACUUCAGGUAUUGCAUAUGUAUAGCGCUCUCUGAAAAGAUCCUGUGAUUGGAGGAAGAACGAUCAAGAAACAAACAUGGACUGUGGACCAGAGGUGGUACAAAGGGACAAGGCCAACCAUUUUGAAGCCUGGAUUUAGUCCUGGGUUGGAUCAAUAUUCAAGGGAAAUAAUGCAUGUAAGACAAUCAAAUGGUUCCAAGGUUUGAUGUGAUUACUGGACAUCUUGCAAGGUUCUUGGUAACUAUAUAUACUAAACAUGACGAGGUGAGUCAUCAGAUAUCUUGUUAUUGUUGAGAUGAACAUAGACAGUGGUCAUAUUCGUCUGUCUGAAAAACUGCUUCUUUGGAUGUGUUAUUGAAAAUGCAGGUCAUGACGAGCUAUAACAAACAUGUAUGACAUGUAUGUAGUUGAAUAGUUGACCUUUGAUGAUGUAUGUUUCUUAAUGAAUUUGUCACUUUUAGUCCAGGCAGUCAGUUAAGUACCUGCAUCCUCUUUCCUUGCAUGAAUUCCACUGUUUUGCAGAAAGAGAGGAUUGUGAAAAUAAGGAAGUAUGAGAAUAGUUUGCUGCACAUUUGGCAAGUGUAAUUGGUGCUAUGUGACGCAUAGCCUACUUGUAGUGUGCCAUUUUUCCCCCCAAUAUUGUACCUCAUUACUUUCUAGGUAGAAGAGGACCACUGGUAUAUCUAAGACAUCCCAGUGUUUUUUUAAAGAUCUCUUAAUGCCUUGAAAUCACAUUCCUGUUGUAUUGAAUGAAACUUGAGGUAGUUCUCGGCUCCUGAGAUGAGCUAAUCAAUUCAUUAAACACAAUGUCACCACUGUAACUAAGAUUUCGCCGAAAGUGAAUGUAACAUUGUGACAUGUUUUCGUCCAUUGUUGCACAAAAUGAAUCAAUAAAUGCCCCGUGGCCUCUUG